Messenger RNA from Dichomitus squalens LYAD-421 SS1, 832 nucleotides. RefSeq lists its product as uncharacterized. The transcript is spliced from 4 exons. The record is from RefSeq and is a predicted model, not a curated record. Gene Ontology annotation, molecular function: DNA binding. Bases 251 to 832 code for a protein of 193 amino acids. Lineage: Eukaryota; Fungi; Basidiomycota; Agaricomycetes; Polyporales; Polyporaceae.
UGACGCUGUACCUCAAAACAGGAAGUCGGACCUGGAAGACUGCCACACUCAGCUGUAUUGUGUAAAACGACCGUUUGGUGCGUGGCGAAUUGAUCGAUGUUACACUUACUUCUCGUUGUCACUUCCGAAGAAGAAGAGUUCGUGACUGGGAGCGGCUUUUCCUAUAACUAGGGCCCGUCUCAGUGGAGGCACAACAACUCCCCUCUUCCCCUCUGGACAUUGCUUGACGAUCGCGACUGCCACGACUGCAAUGGCUAUGUCUACAGACACCCCAUUAUUCGAAGGCUUUGUCGACACGACCAUGGACGCCCUGCGCCUCAUCGAGGCUGCGCGCAGAGGUUUGAUCCCCAGGGUCACCCGUCGCUUGAAUGACUUCGAGCGGCGCACUAUGGUCAAAAGCGGAGCCGUCUUCAUCUUCAGCGUCGAGGAGAGCGGCAUCAAACGAUGGACGGAAGGCUUGGCCUGGUCCCAAUCCCGUAUUUCUGGAAACUUUCUCCUCUAUCGGGAGGUCGCGGACCGAAGUGCUCGCACUUCACAACAGCUCGCGGACAUACCAAUGUACCCACACAGGGCCCACCUUCCGGAACCACAGCUCAGCUACAAGCCGCGCGGCCUCGUGAAGAAGACAAUCACGGUCAAGAUAGACGGGUCCGAUUAUCACCUCAUCUCCUAUUACACCCAAGAAGACCUCGCUACCGGCCUUUUGCGGAGGCCGACAAGCCACCCAGAUCUCAUGGCGAUCGAAAUCCCUCCGGAGCUCACGCGGUCAACGAACUUCCGCUAUCCGCCAAAUCUUGAAGAAGCCCAUGAGACAGUGGGUUCCCAUGGGUGA